AAAAAUUGCACAAGUGUAAGUCGUAUAUUGAAAAAUCGGAGAAGGAUAAGCACAGAAAGAAGAAGGAAGAAAAAAUAUCCAGCAGGGACAAAGAGGCGUAAUACGUAAAAUAUAUAUUACAGGUAUACGUAUAAAUAUGUAAACGUAUAUAGUUAAAGUACUGCUGAGGGAAAGAAAGGAUAGGUUCGAACAAAGUCGAACAGUUUCGAAAAUGGCGACCAAGAUUCGUGGUAGCUAUACAUGGUCAGCAGUAACGAAACCAUUAUUGGCAAUAUCACAAGGUUCAUUUGAUAAAAAUGAUAUCUUGGAAUUGGCGAAGAGCAUUGUUAUACGUGAAUAUGACUUCCUCUCUAAGGGAGAACUUUAUGAAACCUUUUAUACAUCUGUGGCAGUGCUUGCUGCAGAUUAUUUCUGUAGUUGCAUCAGUACGUUUUCUAAAAGUCAAAUAUCCAUAGUUUGUCAAGCAUGUAGAAUAUUGCUUCUUAGGCUCAUGGAUAAGUUGUCUCAGCAUCAAGAACAGUUAGGAAAUGGAACUUCUACUGUUUUAAGUACGAAACAGCUGUUACUUCCGAUACUUGCCCUUUGUACUGGACAAUCUUUACUUUCAUCCACCGAAGAAGCAGCCUUGAUUGCUAUGAUAAAAAGUUCCAACAUACCGCAUGACAUUAAAUCGCAGCUAUCCCCCGAAGCUGAGAAAGAUACCUCUCAAUCGUGUAAAGAUUCUGAACGAAUACAGUGUGAUUUAUCUGGUAGCAUUUUAGAACAACUAACUAUGCCGUUGCAAGGUUCUACGAUGCCGAUGCCCGUUGUUGAAAAUUCCAACGAGGCUAAAACAAUGAAUGACAGUGUUGUCAGUGAAAUUCACUCAGACAUAAAGACAACAUUUGUUACAAAUAAUAUAAAUAUUCUGCGAAAUAUGGAUGUGGGAGACACGCUGUUAGAUAUGUGUUUGAAUCUUCCUCACUUGUCGUGUUAUACUCGCAAAUAUCAGUCAUAUUUGCACAAAAAAAGUUUCACUUUGCCUGUGAAUGCCUCCGACGCACAUGCUAUACGUCAUAAUUUACAUUCUGUGUCAAACGACAUUAAUAUGGUUCACAACGUAAUAUCAUUGCCUUUUUUAGAACCUCUAACUCCAGGCAAGCUAGAAAAAUUAUCGCUACUGACAAUGUCUUGUUUGUAUUGCUCCAUCGUGUACGCCACUGCAUCGAGUAUCGUUGGUAUAACAAAUGCUGUGUCACCGAAAUGCAGCACGAAUACCUCUGCUGGCACGCAAACCGCUUCGGGUAUUAAAACUGCGGAAGAAGAAUAUGACACUUUGGCGAUUACCGUUGUUGAGAAAAGCCUUGAAAUAUUCGGUCUAGUUUCAAACGUAAUUAAAAACAGCACACGAGCCGGAGGUCAUAUUCUUCAAAAUCAUUUAUUGAUCGGAGUAUGGUUGUUAGUGGCUGGUUUACAAGCUCAACUCACCGUGAGUGGUUUAAGUGCAGCGGAUAAGGGGAAAGAAGAAAAGGGCAAAUCGCCUAGUAAAGCGCGUGAUGGAACAAUUCGCGUCAACCUUACGAAAAUUCAACAAGGUUUUGGAGUACUUUCAGUUGCUUUAGCCUCUCAUACGCUCACGUUAAUGAGUGCUCUGUUGGAAGAUGUUUCCAUUGAAGCAAUUGCUGAUUCCUCGACUCCGCCAGAACCGGCUCCGUUGGAUAUACUAUCCACCGCUACAGCGCUUCAAAGAGCAUUUACUUUUCUACAAGCUGUGCCACUUAAUCACUUGUUGUUUUACUUAGCCACUAUCAGUUACAGAAGGGCUUGUACUUUGAAGAGAAUACAAAAACAUCCGUUUGAAGGCGACGCUUUGAGUCAGUCAGACUCUACGACUUACUAUGAAGAUCUCUUGAGUUGUUCAGACAAUUCUACCGACGAAGAGGAGGACAGCGAACCUAUUUUGGGCUUGUGGUUCGAGGAAACAAUCGCCCCGUCCGACGGAUCGCCGGCGAACGGUACUAAAGAAUCUAACAAUGAAACCAACGCCGAACGAACUGUGACAACUAUCGUUCCUGAUAAUCGUGAACCUCAUGGAUAUAUAUCACUGGCCACUAAAAUUUUUCAAUUUAUGAACCAACAUUUGAUUGGUAAUAGAAGUUUGUACGUUCGUGAAUAUGUAGUGAAUGGUUUGGUCGAACAACAGAUGGUAAUAUUAGCAGCAAUAAUCAGAGAUUUGGACCAUGAAACUGCUAGGACAGAGACCGGUACUAUAUCGGUGUUCUACGGUGCCACACUGGGCACCAUGUAUUCCGAAUUUUCUCAAGCUUUGAGUCUUUACACGCAUAAUCUACUUGUUCAAAACACAUUGAGCGAAAGUUUGCAAAACACCCUUCUUCAGCAUUUAGGUGUGAAUCCAUGGUCUGGAACGGAAAGUACAACUCCAUGUACUUGGCCUCUUCAAGUAUAUCCACGAACAUUAAGUGUGUUGGCACAGGUUCUCCUAUUAAAGCCUCGAGCGGAGAAAGAAGCGGCCUGUAUAAGCAUAUGGCAUCGUUUGAUCACGACUAUAGUUGAAAACGUGUGCAAUCCACCUUCCACGUUUGAGGCAGAAAACGAAGAUUUGAACGUGGAGCACGCUCAACUGGUUUUGAUUCUAUUUCACUCUCUUAAUUUCAUGCAAAAGAAAUCGGUGCUGCUUGUAACUGGCAGCGGCGCUGUACGUUGCAGCGAGGCAGUUAAAACUCCAAUGAAAGAUUCUCAGUUACUGCAUUUAUCGCGAUUAUUGUUGUUGCUCGAAUAUAUGAUGAAACAUCUUUAUGACGCCCCACCUGCGUUACUUGAACAAGUUCGAUGGAAUUUGUUUUCUGCGACGAGUUUGGUUUGUGAUGUCAAAGAUGGUAAUAAACAAACGGCUCGAAUUUUUACGCCAUGGACAGUAAUCGAAGACAAUUAUCGUAAAAUUGAUAAUCAAGAUGAAUUUUCAAUGAAACCUCGGUUUUAUAAUCUUUCCACCACAGAUUUCAAUAAUCAGGACACUCCCAAAUUGGACGGAGUGGCUUGCAAUUUCAUUCUGGGUGCGCCAGAUAAAAUGAAGUAUCCACUCUUGGUCGAUGCGUUAAUAGAUAUUUUAAAUGUUCUGAAUCAAGCUGAUAUGCAAAAGAGGAUUGGCGCUGAUAGCAAAGACAAAACGCCCACUUUCGUAGGAUUAUGCGCAAUUCGUUAUUGUUUCUCCAUAUGUUGGCGAUUAUUGCUAAUGUUACCACCGUCUACUCUGUAUAUGGAUAAAUUGGCUCUUGGUGAGGAAAUCCCUGCUGGGCCAAUGUUGUUGUAUUCUUUGAUUUGGGGACCCAGAGCCGCGUGCAAAACUUUCACCAGUUGGAUGAACGACUGUUUAAUCAGGCAAGGAAUGUACGCGCAAUAUGCAAGAAAUCUGUUGAAAACGGUAUCAUCGACGGUAAACUCUCUCAAAUACGAUGUCACAGUUGCAAAAAACUGCAUUACGGCGUUGAAACCGGAAACUAACUUUAACAAUAAAAUAAUACCGAAAAACGCGUUGCCCAAACUCAGUUCGUUGUGUAUUUUGGCUGCAGUUAUCGGAAAAUUACAAAUUCUUUUCUACGAAAGUCUGUCGAAGAGUCAAAGUGAAACUAUCGAGAGUUCGAAGAGCAGCCAAAGUGCGGAAUCCGGAACUACGAAUGCAAAUAAAAUGAUGAUCAAUAUUCUACCACACGUCCUUUCAUUGACAGAAUCGAUUUUAUUCUCGUAUCGAUCAAAUAUAUUGCACGAGAUGCUCGAAUCUUUCGAAUUAGACGGUAAAUACGGUUCUAGAGAUUAUUGUAUACUUGAUGAUAUCAUCGCAAUGGCAGGCGCAAAUUGGGCGACCGAAGCGUCUUUGAUCACGUUUCUACCGAAUUCGGUAAAAUCAGUCAUAGAUAAGUGGAAGUCUAUCAGCGUUGUUCACAUUCCAUGGAAUACUUACACAAAUGACGUUAUACCGGCAGAGAGUUACAUUCUGGCUACCGUGUGUCAGCAUAUCAGUUCACUUUCUGAAUAUCCAACGUUUUCUAUUAAUCCGUCAUUGAAAAAAUUGUUGCACAAUUUAGUUACAUUUAUAGUGGAGUACGUCACCCCUACGACAGCACCAGAAAAUACGGAUGUUCAUAAUCAAGCGCUGGAUAUUCUUAUUGCAUUGUCUAUGGAUGCUCGCACAGAUUAUCUUCAAGAUAUGACUAACAAGGCAUUGACAAAACUGCUAGGUGAUAGCGAUAGCGAGGCACGUCAGCUACGAGAACAUCUUUUCGUAUUGCAUCGCACCUACAAUUUGAUAAUUGAAUAUACGAGCGAUGUCCAAGAACCUGUCAGUAUUACCGUUGAUGAAAAAAUCUUGAAACGAUGUAUUAAAUAUUGGGAACAACUAUUGGAAAAACCAGUCGGAUGCAAGGCGUUGGAUCUGUUUUUUGCACCGAGCACCAAUCGAUCUCUCGUUUCUAUAUUGUUGUGUGUAACAUCUUCGCGAUCCUCGCAACAAUUUGCCACCCAUGUGUUAAGAUUUUUCAACGUGUUAUUUAAAACAGCUGAGAAAGGAAGCGACGGGUCGUUGGAACGUCUUUGUGGAUCCGUAUCGAAUUUGGCUCACGUAGAGCCGGAAAAGUUGCAAGUAUGGCUGAAACAAAUUAUUUUAGGAGCAACGAAUAUCUCUCCAAAUACAUCUUUGACAAAUGCACAAACCCCAACGAUAGUGACAGCAAAUACACUGGUUGCCGUUGCUGGUACAACUGAAGAUGCCCAGAAGUCGGACGAGGUCAGUAAUGUGCCGAAUAACGAACAGGAUCGAUGGUUGAUUUCGUUAUCAAACGAUUCAGCUAGCAAUAAUCAGUCAACGAGUAUCACCGACGACCAACAACAGCAACAACAACAGCUUCAACAGCAACACUCGAUGCAUGAAAAUAGUCGACUCUUGCGAGCGCUUACAAAUUACAUAGUUAAAGAGAAAAGCAGCGUCGAUCAAGGUGUACCUGUUACGAUUCUUCGAGCCCUUAUACCAUUAGCUUAUCAGAUUCUUUCUCCGACGGUUGAGGGCAAUGGAUUCUCGGAUUUAAUGAAUGUUAUGUCGACGUUAGCCGAUGCUGGUUCCGAGAAAGGGCAUACUCUACUGUUUAAAGCCGGAAUCGAAUGGAUCGAACUUUGCAAGGAACAAUUGAUCAACAAAGAUCUCCAAAGUUUGGAUAAACCGUUGCCGUUCGUUGAAGCUGGCUGUUGUAUACUAAACUACGUGGCAGACGUAGUAAGUGCGAUUUGUCCUCAGUCGAUACAAUCGCAAGAUCGAGCAACUAGUCCACCGUGGGAAGGUGCUACUCCGGUCAACGACGUGAACGAUAGCGAUUGGAUCGAUGACAUUCCACACGAAGACGAAGACAGUGCUGCUGACGAUUCUGACGAUGAUAGCCUUUGUAACAAAUUAUGCACGUUCACUAUCACGCUAAAGGAAUUUAUGAAUCAACAUUGGUAUCAUUGUCAUACCUGCAACAUGGUAAACGGAGUUGGAGUUUGCACAGUGUGUGCUCGCGUUUGUCAUCGUGGACACGACGUCACGUAUGCGAAAUAUGGAAAUUUCUUUUGCGACUGCGGUGCCAAGAACGACGGUUUUUGUCAAGCAUUGACGAAACGGAGCCCUCAAUCGUCGGAACAACACCAAACAAACACAACUGCCGUUGGCUCCGGAAAUACAGCUGCAUCGACUAGCAGUUCGGCUGGCAUUGCCAAUACAAGUUAUGGAAAUACGCUUGGUACGUCGGUCGAGAAUCGAGACCUUCUUCUCACGAGCAGUUUACGACGAAGAACUUCGAGCCCUUUGUACUUGUCUGACAAACAAGAGAGACAAGGGCGUGACAAACAGAGGCAUACGUACUUGGCCAAACAGCUGGAAACGUCAAAGGAUUGGAUACAAGGUUAUCUUUGGAAGAGCGGCUUGGUAUCGUCGUUGGUAGAUUUGACUCGUGCAUUAGUACCGGCAGUAGAUGCAUCGUGUAGAAAAAACUCGGUAAUUGGUUGUCACACGCGCGCUCAGAUGGCACUUAAGCAGUUACACACGGUGGACAAAAAGUUUGAAUAUACAGAUCAAUUGAUGCUUCCCACUCUGGGAUCGCAGGAAGGAGCAUUUGAAAAUGUUCGAAUGAAUUACUCGGGAGAUCAAGGACAAACUAUUAGACAGUUGCUGUCUGCGCAUAUGAUACGUCGCGUUGCAAUGUGUUGUUUAUCCUCGCCCCAUGGUAAAAGGCAACAUCUGGCGGUUUCGCACGAAAAGGGAAAAAUAACGGUGUUACAGUUAGGCGCAUUAUUGAAACAACCUGAUUCGUCGAAGAGAAAAUUAACAUUAACGAGGCUUGCUUCUGCACCGGUACCCUUCACCGUACUGUCUGUAACUGGGAAUCAAUGGAACGAAGAUUUCCUAGCAGUUUGUGGUUUCAAGGAUUGUCACGUAUUGACUUUCAAUACAUCUGGUACCGUGUCGGAUCAUUUGGUUCUGUAUCCUCAAUUAGAAACCGGCAACUUUAUUAUAAAAGCAAUAUGGCUGCCUGGAUCACAAACUCAGCUAGCUCUGGUCACUGCGGAUUUUGUAAAGAUUUACGAUCUUGCGAAGGAUGCCCUUUGCCCCCAAUAUUAUUUCCUAGUACCUACCGGGAAGAUAAGAGAUUGUACGUUUAUGCAUGCAGAGGAUGGCGUGUUUUAUUUGUUGAUAAUAUCCUCGGCCGGUUACAUAUACGGCCAAGCAAUGGACGAGGUAAGCUCGGCGAAAUACGGACCUUUCUAUGUAACGAAUACCCUCGACGUGUAUCAUCCAGAAAUAAGGGAUAAUGGUCAAGUUGGUGGUGGAGGCGUGUCGAUUUAUUAUUCGCAUGCUUUGCAAUUACUCUUCUUCAGUUAUGCGUGUGGCAAAAGUUUCAUUGCGCCACUUAAAUACAUGGAAACUGACAUAACUACUGUGUUUCAAAUUAAUCUCACUGGUAACAAAAGUUCGAACGGAAAUAAAUCAAACAACAAUCAGCCCCAACCAUUGUGUCAAUGGAGCGAAGUGCCCAAUCAUCCUGGACUGAUCUGUUCAAUUUUGGAGACGAGUAACAAUCCUGUAAUAUUGAUGAUCAAGCCUGAUACGAUAAUGAUUCAAGAAAUCAAAGCUAUCCCUGCCAAAGCUAAGAUAAUGGAUAUGGUUGUCAUAAGGCAUUCAAGUUCAAAUGCCGAGCAUCGAACGACGUUGAUUUUAUUAUGCGAAGAUGGAAGUUUGAGAAUUUAUAUGGCUGGGAUGGAACAAACUGGCUAUUGGAUGUCUCCUGCUGUUCAACCGGUAGGCAUAAUGGCGACGAUUAAACCGGCGCGGAAAAAGAAAACCAUCAAGGCGGGGAAACCAACAGGAUCCGUUACUUUCCCUAUCGAUUUUUUCGAACAUUGUCAAGUGAUGAACGACGUGGAAUUUGGCGGUAACGACUUGCUACAAAUUUACAAUGUUGCCCAAAUUAAGCAUAGGCUGAACACAACUGGAAUGUACGUUGUUUCUACGAAAACAAUGGGAUUCACUGUUGAAGUUACCAACAAUGACGCUGUUUUGGUCAUAACGGGGAUUCGAGUAUUACUCGGGAAUCAGGACGUUCAAAGAGCGCCGGUUUACAUCGAGGUAUUUGGUAGAAGUAUUCGAACAACUGUAAGUAGAAGUCGUUGGUUCGACAUACCUUUGACUCGAGAGGAAAGUCUCCAAGCUGACAAGAAAUUAACUAUCACGUUCGGACCGUCUCAAGAUCCCGAAGGUGUCAUUAUGGUGGAUUGCAUUAAAAUAUAUGGUAAAACGAAAGAUGCCUUUGGUUGGCCUGAAGAAAUAGAGGAUGUCCCGACAGGUCAGUCAACGUCUGCACCACUAACCACGAUAAACAGUGAGACAGAUAGUGCCCUAUCUGCACCUGCUUCUUUAUCUUCUGUCGAUAGCACAACAAAGGACAAUUCCCUUGAUAUCGAUAGGAUGAUCGCGGGUAUGUUGGAAGUUUUGGAAUUAUCUUUCAAUGUACCCUCCAACGACGAGAACAAGCUAUCGUUGAAAGCAACAGCUAUCGAGGUAGCGUCGCAAUUACUCAUAUUACCGACUCCUCCUCCCGUACAAGUGCAUACAACCGCACUUCUAGCUGCUUUACACCCGUCCAAACAGGCGUAUCAUCUUCAUAAAGAUUACGUACUAUUGUCACACGUACUGGACUCGUUGAAGUCGAUGAGAGAACUCGAGGAUGCUCGUGACAUAGAUGCAGAAAACUUUUAUAGACUGGUACUUAUAGUUCGGAGUAUAUCCAUAUCACGACCACAAAAUUUUGCCAAGUUUACCGAACAAUAUACAAACAAACCAAUAGACGAAACCAACGUACCAAUUUUUGAAAAGGAUCGACAAAAUGUUAGCCAGCCUCGUAAGAGUACAGAUGAAAAUCAGCAACAUUUAGUGGUACAACUUAUGGAAAUGUUGUGGUCUUUGCACAUGGCUUAUCCGAAGAAUAUGGCUCUUGCACCGGUCGUAGUUCCAGGAUUAACCCACGCCGAAGGAACGAUUCAUGCGAUUGUUGAAAUAAUCCACUCGUUUACGACGUGUGAUGUGGAGAGAAAUAUUCCCUUGGCUGCUAAACUAUAUUUACAGUUAUUACUGUCAUCUGACACGACCAUCAGCUUUACCGUUAAGCAGGCAAUAAUUCGUGUGCUUCGACCGAGGUACAAAAGAAGAAGAGUUUAUAUACCAAGUCCCCCUAAUUGUAGCACACCGGGCACGGCCGUGGACGCGGAAGAGAAGCCAACAACGUCGUCCGUGUCUCAGUCACAUCGAGAAUUGCCGACAGCCACGUCAACGGUGUCGACCGGGAUCGAUCGGGAUACGGAACAUUUGGAUGCGGAAGCGAUUGGCUCGUCAGUGAUCGAUCCUCUGGCAGUGAUGCUGGCAACGGAUGGCAAUCAAAGUUCAACUGCUCCUACAACGAGUGCGGUAUCUGCUAGUAUAAGCAGAAACUCAGCUGGUGGUAGCGCUAGCGGUGCUGGUGGCACCAGCAGCAGCAGCAGCAGCAGCGGACCGAUAGCAAGGGGAGCGGUAAAUCCUUUGGAAACGUUGCUCGGGUCAGGAAGUUUUCCACAGAUGUUGGACGUACCGCCGGAUACCGACGACGAAACGAUGGUAGAAUUAGCAAUCGCGCUUAGUUUACAAGACCACGAAAGUGGAAACGCCGACUUGCAAGUACUGCGACAAGGAUUCCAACAAAGUCUGUCGAACUUGCAAGGAUUGGAAAACCUUCAAAACUUAAACGGACCGGCAUUGCAAAGCUUGCAAGCACUGGCAGCGCAAGGUUUGGUCCAAGUUCAAAAUACAAAUCAGGGUCAAGAAGGUGGAGGUCAUUAUUCAGACACGACCGCUUCUGCUGGAGGCUCGGACGACGAGGGAUCAACUGCUGCCACAGACGGCAGUACGCUGCGGACGUCGCCGGCAGAACAAGGUGGUAGUGGUGGUAGCAAGGGUAGCGAGAGCGGUGGGAGCGAGAGCGGAGGAAGUGCUGUAGACAGCAUGACAGGGGAGCAUAAUGUAUCGGGAAGGAGCUCCGCGUACGGAGACAAUGGUCCCGAUUCUAUACCUCCGAUUGGAGGAAUUGGAGUCAACCAAGCGCAACGUUCCGAAACUAAUUCCGUGGGUGUUCCCGCGGCUUUUACCGUUACCGAGCAAGAAGAAGGUACGGAACAAGAACACGUCGCGGAACAGGAAAAUGACACGAGCUGCGAAACUACUGCAAAACUGCAUACGAUACGAUUAUUAUUGCUGGAUAAACUCAUGCGGUUCGUACCAAAUUUGACGAACGUGCCUGGUGUCUUGACUGUUCCAUUUAUGCAGGUGCUACUGAUGUUAACUGCCGAUUUAGACGGGCAAGAAGAGAAAGAUAAAGUUUGUGUCGAACGACUGCUUCGAAUAUUGGUGACGGAAUUAGAAAUGGACAAACCGGACACGAGUAACAUAUGGCAGCGUAGCAACAAGCGAGAAGUUCAUUUGGUCAUUAUGCGAUUGCUGAGUGUUUUAAUGUCUCGUUCGAAACACACUGCGAAAACGCAAGCGGAAAAUUCAAAUUUUAUCUCUCAAAUGGCAGCUGCGAUACUCAACAAGGCUGGAGUAAUCGAUUAUUGCUCGACGUUGUUGAAAGCGUUGUUAGAAUAUUGGAAAACAACGUCGACCGAAGAGGCCGAUACCAUCCUUGGUGGCCAAUUGCUUAAAGAACAUCUCACCACUUCUCUGCCGGACAUGUCGCCGCUUUUUUUGCGACAACAUGUCAAGGGACACGCUGGAGAUAUAUUCGAACCUUAUCCACAAUUGCUGACGGAAAUGGUGUUGCGAUUACCCUAUCAAGUAUACAAAUACGCUGAAAGCAGUUCGACACAGUCAGCUUUCGAACAACCUUGGUACUUUUAUCUCUGCGAGUAUAUGAUGUCUUACCAAACGCCACUCGUUAGAAGACAAGUACGCAAAUUACUGCUGUUUAUUUGCGGUAAUAAGGAAAAGUACAGACAACUGCGGGAUUUGCAUGCCCUGAUCUCCCAUGUUCAAUCGGUUCAACAAUGCUGUACCGCUGGCGGAUUUGAUCCUCUUCAGACACGCCCACACUCCAUCAAUUUACCGUACGAUUCGUUGGUAGAUUUGAUCGAACACCUGAAAUGCUGUGUAGAAAUUGCUACAAGUCGCACAGGAAAUUGGCAGCGAUUCUGUUUAAAGCAGAACACGGUGCUCUCUUAUUUGUUUACCAUAUCGACGUUGUUGGACGAAGGCGUUAGUCCCACGGUGUUGCAACUCUUACAGUGCGCCAUAUGCUCGAGCAACAAAUCGAAAGAAACGACGGCCACGACGACGGCCACGACGACGACGACGACGAGCAGCAAUACGAAUGGCAAUGACGAAUCUUUGGCAAACGCCCAAGUUCCACAGUCGACGGCGACGAUGGCGCAUCAGCAACAACCUGCCGUCGGAUACGUGAAUCCGCAAACGGUAGGUCGUUGUUACGGGUGUGCGACCGCGGCUACGGAACAUUGCCUGACCUUGCUGCGGGCUCUCGCUACCAAUCAGGUAGCCAAAGAGGUUCUGUGUAAACAAGGAUUGAUACAGGAGCUGGUCGAGCACAAUUUACGCAAGGGUACCGUGCAGAUGCAGGAAGAGGUUCGGCAAUUGCUGUGCCUGGUUACCAGGGACAACGCGCAGUCCACCAAAGAACUUUGCGCUCUGUUGACCGGUCGAAUCACACUGACGCUUCGCGGUCGUGUCGUCACGUCGGACUUGUCGUUGGCGGUGCGUCACGAAAUGGCGCUGCUGGCGGCCUUGAUACAAAAGGAGGACACUUGUUGGGAGCAAAAGCUGCGCUGCGUGAUGCAGUUGUUCUUAAUGGCGUGUAAAGAAUCGAAGAGCCCCGUGGUGAUGGAAAGCAUCAUUUUACCGUGUUUGAAGAUACUGCAAGGUCUGGUGAAACCGGAGCAGCAGCCGGCGGUCUCGGCAAAGAAGAGCAAGGACAGGGGCGCUGGCGUCGAGUCGCUGGCGAGCAUUCAGCCAGCCGAGAGUAUCACCAUCGACGUGAACAAAUGGUUGAACGGUGACGCGAAACACUCGUACUCCGAGUGGAUCCGCCGCGUGCCCGCCGCGAAGAGAAUGGAGCAGCAACAGUCGUCGGGCAGGCCUUCCUUGAAGAAGGAAGAGGUCCGAGCGCUCUACCUGAUGGAGAAGUACGGCCACAGAUGGUACAACCGGUGUCUGAGAGGUGUGCAAGGUGUCCAGCCGUUGAAAUUGGCCGACGGCGCCUGGUUAAAGGAGGUGUUGUUCAACCCGAGUUCGCGACUGGCGCGACAAGUUGCUUGCAACAUGAUAGAGAGUCUCUGUCAGGGGACGGAACGGAAGAAGGAGGUACUCGUGUUGCUCACGUGUUAUCUGGAGGAAUUGCGAACAGCUGGCGAGAGUAGUACGGAAUUUCUGACGCUGUACCAAAGUUUGAUCAGACAGCCGCCGUGGAAACAGUUUCUGGCGGUACGAGGCGUCAUGACAUUGCUCGCGGACCUCUUAACGAGAGAGAUCGAGGAGCUACAUCGGCUGGAGGAAACGACGUUGACCAGCGAUCUGGCGCAGGGCUACUCGCUGAAAAUGCUCACCGAACUGAUGGCCACGUUCCUCGAACAGGAGAACAUCAAGCAACAGUACAAAAGCCGUUUGGUGGGCGCUGUGCUUAACGGUUACCUCUCUCUGAGGAGAUUGGUCGUCCAACGGACAAGGUUGAUCGACGACACGCAGAAGAAGCUGUUGGAACUUCUCGAAGAGAUGACCACCGGGACCGAGGAGGAGACGAAAGCUUUCAUGGCAAUCUGCGUGGAAACUGUGCAAAAGUACAGCGUCGAGGACGUGCGUACGCCGGUGUUUAUUUUUGAGAGGCUCUGUUCCAUCAUUUACCCGGAGGAGAACGACGUCGGAGAAUUUUACCUGACCCUGGAGAAGGACUCGCAGCAAGAAGAUUUCCUCCAAGGUAGAAUGCUGGGAAAUCCUUACAGCAGCUUGGAGCCGGGCUUAGGGCCGCUCAUGAGAGACGUGAAGAACAAAAUCUGCCUGGAUUGUGAGCUGAUCGCGCUUCUAGAGGAUGACAACGGGAUGGAGCUUUUGGUUAACAACAAGAUAAUCAGCCUGGAUUUGCCUGUAAAGGAGGUGUACAAGAAAAUCUGGGUGCCGGAGGGUGGGGAGUGCGAUGCCAUGCGCGUGGUGUACCGAAUGCGCGGUUUGCUCGGAGACGCGACCGAGGAGUUUGUUGAAAGUUUAAACGCCAACAGCGAGCAAGAGAUAAACAACGAAGAGGUCUAUAAAAUGGCGAACGUUUUGGCGGACUGCGGUGGUCUUCAGGUAAUGGUGAAUCGGUUGGCGGCGAUACAAAACGUGAACCGAGCUCGACCGUUGCUUCAAGUCCUUCUGAAACUGUUCCGGCUCUCGGUCAAAGUGAAAAAGAAUCAAGAGGUUUUGAGCAAGUUGGGAGCGGUGACGGUGUUCCUGGACGUUCUGCAACGCUGCCUGGCAACCGAGUCGGAGAACUGGCAGGCAAAAAUUAUCGAGCAACUGUUGGAGAUCAUGGAAACCAUCCUGACGCAUGCCUCCUUAUCCACCCUCGAAGCCUUUUCACGGACGUCCAGCGGCCCUGAGCAUAUAAAAGCGCUUCUCUCUUGCGCCCAAUCGACCGCCGUCAGACAAAGCAACGUGUUACCUCAGCUUGCGCGCGUACUCGCCGCCCUCACGUACGGAAAUCGUGAGAAAAUGUCUCUCCUUUGCGAUUACUUUAAACCGGUGUUGGACUUUUACGAAUUCGAUCACGAGCAUACGCCGGAGGACGAGCAAAAGCUCGAGCUGUUCUGCAUUCUGACACAAGCCAUCGAGCGAAAUGCAAUUGGCAACACUCUCAAAGACUACAUCAUAAGCAUGGGUAUCGUGAAAGAUGCUUUCGAGUAUAUAACCGUGCGCGCCCCUUGCCUCAAACCUACGCUCUUGCGAACCGACAGCGACGAACUGAAGGACUAUAUAUCGAAACCGGCGCUCAAAUACAUCUUGCGAUUUUUGACUGGCCUAGCCACCGAUCACGAACCAACGCAGCUGGCAGUCUCUCAAUUUACUAUCAGCAUCAUUCACAGAUUGGAGCAAGUGUCUUCGGACGAGCAUGUCGGAUCUUUGGCAGAGAAUUUGCUGGAAGCGUUGUGCACGAACAAACGCGUUGCCGAACUGAUCGAAAAGGCCCGACAGCACACGCGUAGCGAGAAGAAACGACUGGCAAUGGCGAUGCGAGAACGACAGUUGGGCGCGUUGGGUAUGCAAACCAACGACAAGGGCCAAGUGGUCGCUAGCGGAGCGAUCCUUCAACAAAUGGAAGAUUUAGGAGACGAAACGGGAUUGGUCUGUGUAAUCUGCCGUGAGGGAUAUAAAUUCAAGCCAAACAUGGUUUUGGCCAUUUACACUUUUUCGAAACGUUGCAACGUCGAAGAGUUCGAAACGAAACAAAGAAAGACGGUUGGGUACAGCACCGUUACACACUUCAAUGUUGUCCAUGUUGACUGUCACAUGUCUGCGGUGAGACUGGCACGUGGCAGAGAUGAGUGGGAAAGUGCAGCGUUGCAAAAUGCAAACACAAAGUGCAACGGACUUUUGCCACUGUGGGGUCCUCAAGUAUUGGAAUCUGCUUUCGCUAGUUGUUUAGCGAGACAUAAUACCUAUUUGCAAGAAUACACCAGUCAUCGGGACAUAUCUUAUCCAUCGACCGUUCACGAUUUAAAGUUGCUGCUGCUACGAUUCGCUCAAGAGAAAAGUUUCCACGAAGAUAGUGGAGGAGGCGGUCCACAAUCAAACAUGCACUUGAUCCCUUAUUUAAUUCACACGGCACUUUACGUAAUCAACACUACGUUGGCAGACGCUCGGGCGGACAAAACGUUGAUUGGAUAUUUGGAAACGCAACCAAAUUCUAGCUGGCUUGAAAGUUGUUACGAGGCAGAAGGACCAUUCUACCAAUGUACCAUGUCACUUUUGCUUCACACGCCAGCUCGCUGGAAAACGUACAGGAUCGUUCAUUUGAAUAGACUAAUUGUUCUUGCUCAUCAACGAUACGUUUCACCAUCGGGUCCGACAAAAACUAUCGUCGAUGUUACCGUCAAGCAUUAUGCCGUAUAUAAAAGCGCCUUAAUCUUCUUUGGUCUAGUCGAUUGUAUUUAUGCUAAUUUUUUCAAGAAAGUUAACGUAUUAUCCGAUAACCAAUGGCCAUCGGUUUUGGCCGAAUAUAUCAGACAUAAUGACGAAGCCAUGUUAAAAGCCUCGGAACGUGUAUUAGCUACAUACCGCGAUGAGCUGUUACCGUGUACGUCUUUCGAGGAAUUUUGUGAUGUUGCCGGCUUACUGGACGAGGUAACGGAACCUACGUACAUAAGCGAUGUUUUGAGAAGACUUGGUUAAAAAGAUUAGAAAAAUGCUACGCUAUUGAAAGGAAAUGCGCUCUUUUACAUAAAAAUAUAACAGUUUUCCUCGAAUUGUCAAAUUUCAUCUUACUUUCAAUUUUAUUUUCUUUGUUUACAACGUGUACUACGUCUACGCGCACUCACUCCACGUUAUUAACUCUUCUUGUACAUCUCAGUAAGUUCCUUUCAUUAUCUCGAUCAUUAAAUAAAUACAAAUAAUUCCAAUUGCUCUGUGAACCAGCUCUGUAAAUUGCGAGUUAUUCGUUGGACAAAAAUCCAAUCAGUGUAUCGCGUGCUAUUCCGCAACUGUACGUUUCAAAAAAAUAUGUGCUUUAAUAAAAUACGAAAUAUAUUAUAAUUUAUACUUCGCUCCAGUAAUAUUUAUUUACGUUGCAUCCUGAUUUGCUAAUAAAAAGGUACAAAUUAUCACAUUUAAUCUCAGGUACGAAAAAAUACAUACAUACAUGUAUAUAUA
This is a messenger RNA of Frieseomelitta varia, 15454 nucleotides long. It is a transcript of the gene poe, whose product is annotated as E3 ubiquitin-protein ligase UBR4. The transcript has 46 exons. Lineage: Eukaryota; Metazoa; Arthropoda; Insecta; Hymenoptera; Apidae. The coding region runs from base 212 to 14977 and encodes 4921 amino acids. The record is from RefSeq and is a predicted model, not a curated record. Gene Ontology annotation, molecular function: protein binding; zinc ion binding.